This is a messenger RNA of Schistocerca piceifrons (Central American locust), 1269 nucleotides long. RefSeq names its product synaptotagmin-5. The transcript has 7 exons. The record is from RefSeq and is a predicted model, not a curated record. NCBI's taxonomy places the organism in Eukaryota, Metazoa, Arthropoda, Insecta, Orthoptera, Acrididae. Gene Ontology annotation, cellular component: membrane. Gene Ontology annotation, molecular function: calcium ion binding; syntaxin binding; calcium-dependent phospholipid binding. Gene Ontology annotation, biological process: cellular response to calcium ion; calcium-ion regulated exocytosis; regulation of dopamine secretion. The annotation marks the transcript as partial.
UCCGCGGCGGGCGGGCUGCUGCCGCACCAGUCGCGCUCCUACCCCAGCGGCGGCGCCAGGCUCGCCAGGACGCCCUCCGUGUCCUCGCAGGGCAGCCUCGACUCCAGCCUCUCCAGACAGAGCCAGGGGUCGCAGCGCGGCUCGAGCCCCGUGAUCCGCACGCCGCUGGGCGGGCCGGACCGGUCGCCGUCGCCGGUGGGCGCGCGCGCCGCCUCGCCGUGCCCCUCGUGCCCCGGGCCCGGGCCGUCGCCGUCGCCGUCGCCGUCUCCGUCGCUGCAGCAGGUGCAGCCGCAGCCGCGCGCCGGCCGCUGCCUGUCGCCGCUGCUGCUGUCGGCGGGGCCCGGCACGCCGCCGCCGUCGCGCGAUCCUCCCGCCUCGCCGCUGGGCGCGCUGCAGCCCGACCUGUACGCGCGCCGCGACGGCCCGCUCUUCCUGGACGCGCGCACCCGCGGCCGCAGCCUCGGCCGCCUCCACCUGCGCCUGCACUACGACUUCGACAAGUCCGACCUGCACAUUCACCUCAUCGAAGCACAUGACCUUGCAGGCAGUGAACAAGGUGGCUUCAGUGAUCCAUACGUUCGACUCAGUCUUGUGCCACCUGUAGACAACCGUAAAAGACAAACAGCCAUACACCGUCAUGAUCCAAAUCCAUUUUUUAAUCAGCAUUUCAAAUUCCCUGUAUCACACCAGGAUUUACAGGAAAAAACACUUGUAUUGCAGGUAUUUGACUAUGACAGAUUUUCUCGGAAUGAUGUAAUAGGUGAAGUCAGGAUGUCAAUGGAAGAUCUAGAUGUGACAUCUAGUGUUGAAGUGUGGGGUGAAAUCAGCAAGCACAAAAAGCCUCCUGAAGAAUUACAAGAAGUUCUGCUGUCGCUCAGUUACCUUCCAUCUGCCGAACGCCUAACUGUUGUUUUGCUGAAGGCCAGAAAUCUUUUCCUACCUCCAGAUAAGGACACUGUUGAUCCAUUUGUGAAGGUGUACUUGCUAAAUGGUGGUAAAAGAGUGAAGAAAAAGAAGACUGCAGCAAGAAAAUCAAACUGCAAUCCAGUAUGGAAUGAAGCUCUAACUUUCAAUGUGGCAUCAAGCAUUUUACCACAGACUGCCGUAGAAGUAUGUGUGAUGGACCAAGGCAAUGAUCUCAUUGGACACACUCCACUUCUGGGAUGUUGUGUAAUUGGUCCACAAGAAGAGGGUCCUGAGCAAGAUCAUUGGAGAGAUAUGACCCAAAGCCCACGAAAGGCUGUGGCAAUGUGGCACACUCUCAGAUAG